AUGAUUAGGGAUAAAUAUCGCGUCGAUUACAGGAUCGGCAAGGGCGGUUUCGGCCUUGUGUAUGCGGGAACCGAUGUUGAUACCAAAGAAGACGUUGCAAUCAAGCUGAUGCGUGAUCGAAGAGGACCCUACAUGCUUGAGGACGAAGCAAAUACUUAUCGAGCCCUUGCCGGCGGAGUCGGAAUUCCUCAAGUCCUUUGGUUUGGCCAUGAGUGUGAUUACUACGUUUUGGUUCAAACACUUCUUGGCCCGUCUCUGGAGGACUUGUUGAACUACUGUGGUCGGCGYUURUCGCUCAAGACUGUCCUCCUUAUUGCGGACCAGGCAAUUUCUCGAAUCGAGUACAUYCAUUCCAAAGGCUUUCUCCAUCGCGAUAUCAAGCCAGACAACUUCCUCAUGGGAGUCGGCAAGCAAGGCAACAUACUGUACACCAUCGACUUUGGGUAUGUACUUGUCUACUUGUCACGGGGUGAGUUGCCCUGGCAAGGUCUACGAGCUGCAACGAAAGACGAAAAGGACGAUCUAGUGAAAGAGAAGAAGAUCAACAUACCGGUGGAAUCGAUCUGUGAGGGUUUGCCAGAAGAAUUUGUCGCGUAUAUCAAGUAUACCAGGUCACUUGCAUUCCACGACAAGCCUGACUACGCCCAUCUACGCCACUGUUUCCGUCGCUUGUUCAAAUCCAGGGGUUUUACCCACGACAACGUGUAUGACUGGACCGAGAGACGGUUCUAUGAGAUGCAGAGGCAAACGCCCGACGUCUCAGAGUCAGCAGAGGAUUAA
Messenger RNA from Fusarium mangiferae, 780 nucleotides. RefSeq lists its product as uncharacterized. Bases 1 to 780 code for a protein of 259 amino acids. Gene Ontology annotation, biological process: peptidyl-serine phosphorylation; endocytosis; signal transduction. Gene Ontology annotation, cellular component: cytoplasm; nucleus. Gene Ontology annotation, molecular function: ATP binding; protein serine/threonine kinase activity. NCBI's taxonomy places the organism in Eukaryota, Fungi, Ascomycota, Sordariomycetes, Hypocreales, Nectriaceae. The record is from RefSeq and is a predicted model, not a curated record. The transcript is spliced from 3 exons.